GCUUCUAUCGUUUAUACUCGCCAAUGUUAUCUUUUACAAUUUUUUUAAAUGUAAAAAUUGUUCAUAUACACAGCGUUCAGUAACGUCAGGUUUGCAUAAAUUGCAAUUUUCUUUACGUUAAAAGCGAUGAAAAGCUAAUACAUGUAGUAAAAAAUAAAGCGAUAGAUACAAUUAUAAAAGAUUCAUAUAUAAUAUAAACAUAUACUUGAACGAGAAACACAUAUUCUCAUUAAAAAGAUUUCAACUAAUAUACUGUGUUUAAAUCAUGCCACGAGUCGAAGCGAUUCAUUGCUGUCACGUGAUCCGUGACGUCGCAUCAGCUGAUAAAUACUACGCGUGUAUGCGCUAUACGCGCAAAGCUGACACCGACUGACAUCCUUCGAUUACAUUUGCUGGCAGGCACCGUUGUGUGCGCCAAUGUGUGCCGAUUGCCAUCGAUGAAACGGAUUGUCACUGUUAUGAACGAAAUAGAUUUGAAGAAUACAAGACAUCACACAUUUUCGCUGUAUCAGACGACGGGGAGAAAUGACAAGAUUGACUGGAUAUAAUAGCCCUAACCAACCCUAACUACUAAUCGUGGAUACUCUCGAAGAAAUCAAUGGCAUAAAUGCGCUCGGCUAUUAGUGUUAUCCUGUCGAGUCCGGUGCCCGACAACAAGAUGUCCCAUCCUGAUUACGAGCAAACCGCCCACGAUCACGCCGCCCUGCUGCUACUACUGAGACCCAUCGGCACACAGAUCAAGCCGAAGACGGUCAGUAGGUUAUGCGAGAGAAUCAUCAAAGCUGGCAGUAGAUUCUCCGUGUCUGAUUCCAGUGGCGGAAUCCGGGAGAUCAUCGCUAGGUUUGUCAGGGAACAUCCCGUGGAAAACAACGACUGGGGGGACUUUCAGACUCACAGAAGAUUACUAGGUCUGAUUACAUUCGGCAAGUAUGACAAUCAAGCGGAACUGAAUGAGCUGUGUAGAGUGCACGAGACUCUCAAAGUGAAGUACAUCAAUACCUUGUAUGAUUCGCGAGCUGUUCUUCUUGGUCCCCUUGAAUCGAACAGCUGUCACGAGCCACCACCAGGUUUUACCACACCCAGCAACUUUAAAACGCGAGCAGUGUUCUAUGCGGAUGAAACAUGUUCUGAUUUGGAAACACAAACAGCUGAAUAUCUCAAUUUCCUGUUCUGGAUCUUGGAGUCAAAGAGAUUGGAGCGUUCUAGAGAAAAGAUAGACCGUGUCUCUCUUCUUCUGGCUCCAUUCGAGAAGAAAGAUUUUAUAGGAUUAGAUUUAGAAUCUAGAAAUAACAAGAAAAGAUGCGUAGGUCGCAUGACAAAACAUUUAGGAGAUUUGUGUCUUCAAGCUGGACUCCCAGCUGAUGCAUUAAGUAAUUAUAAUUCUGCAGCCAACAUUUUACAAGCGGUCAACGAUUGGUUAUGGCUAGGAGCAGCAUAUGAAGGUCUUUGUGCCGCUUCAGUCUUGGUUCUUUAUCCUAAUAUGUGUCGAAGUCUUCCAUUGCAAAGAAAUUCUUCUCUACAAGAAGGAAGUCCAAGUAAGCAGAGACGAGGGUCGCAAGCUGUCACAGUUUUGCCAUCUCCGCCUAGUAUAGAGAUGGUAAAGGCUAGCAUGCCGCAUAUUUUACUACCUGAGGAAAUAUCUAAGAAAUAUCGUGAAGCUAUAGUGCAUUAUAGCAAAUAUCAAUAUGCUGGUAUAAUUGAAACUGAAGCUAGUUUCAAAGCUACAAGAAUCUCGAUAGAACAGAACUGUACUUUACAAGCUGCAUCAUAUUUAAAUAACGUGGUUCUAAUUAAUUUACCUCUCAGCGAGCGAGAAAAAAUUGACCGAUUCACUACAUUAUCGGAUCUAUAUACAAGUUUUGGUUUUGAUAGAAAAGCCUCAUUCUGUUUGCGAUUAGCUGCCACACGUCACGUGUCACAAAAUAAUCCGAAUCCAGACUGGCAACAAUGUUAUAACUUAAUGUUACAAGCUACAUCCGGAUUUAAAUUAUCCUUAGAUCCUGUUGAUAUGCCACCAGAUGGACAAAGGGGAUGGCCAGCUAUACAAAUUCAAAUAAUAAAUGAACUUGUUGCUGCUGCAAACCGAAUGGGUAACCCGGCACUCGCUACAAGGCAUCUAACAUUUUUGCUGCAGACAAUGUACAAUCACCUAACGGUUACGGAACGAAAAGAUACUGCGCUACAGCUUCAAAACGUAUCUCAACAGUGUGAGGGUGCACCUGUUCCCCUUGUUCUGGACUCUGGCACUGUCAUACCACCAGCUAAUUUAUUAAAUAUACCGAGAACAAAAUCAUUCACUCUGAAAAAUAUGCAGCCACAUUUACAGCCUCAAAAGAUAGAGAGGAUAAAAGAGGAUCACGGUCCAUUUUUAUUUACGCCAAUUAACUUUGGAUCAUUAGAGCGCAAAAAUACUUCGAAAAGUAAAGUUGAUUAUUUAUGGGUGGAAGGAGAUAUGUGUGAGGUAUCGAUGCAGCUAAUAAAUCCUUUGCAGUUUGAAUUGCACGUGUCUAAUAUGAGACUCUUGACAAAUGGCGUGGUAUUUGAAUCGAUACCAGAAAGUAUUAGUUUGCCUGCUGAGUCCGGACCGAUUGCGGUUACAUUAGCAGGCAGGCCGAAGGAAGUUGGAGAUUUAGAGAUACUCGGAUUCAGUACGCAUACACUAGGAGUUAAAUCUAACUGUAGAUUAAGGCAUAUGGAGAGCAUGUUACAUCCUCAAUAUACGGUCGAAGUCAUUCCAGCUUUACCAAGAAUCGACGUCGCGACUAGUUUGCCGCAAACUGCCAGUUUCAGUUCGGGAGAUAAUAUAGUUACCAGCGCGAGUAUAUCACUCUAUGGUGGCGAGAGCGCUGAGUGUACUGUGACAAUAACGAAUGUUGGACAAGUUCCUAUCGAAAUGAUCGAGUUAUCAGUACAAUCCACUUUAGAUGCUGCAACCGAGAAUAAAAUUUUUAAAUGGAGCGAUGAAAAUUUAACGACACAAUUGCCUUUACAACCGGGCAGCAGUGCGAGUCUUACUUUGUAUCUAUACGCAGCGACGGACUUUAUAGCACCUUCAAUUAGAAAUGAUGUUACUAGCAGUACCUGCCUUAGUCAACCAAGCAGCUUAAUGUCACAUUCGGGUUAUAGCUCUCUGCCAUCCAGACUGAGUUCUCCAUCUCAUCAUACAAAAAGACAAUCCGAAUUGACUUCUUCUUUUAGAUCAGGAAUAAGUUCACACUCUGGGCAUUCUUCCUUAGCAAGUACACGUUUAUCGAAACUUGCAGUACCUUUGCACACGUCAAAUAUUAUCGAGGGUCAAUUAAGAAUAAAAUACUCGGGAGGCGCAGGCUUAGUAGCUGGUUAUUGCAGAACCUCGUCUGUUUUCAUAACUAUCGAGAUGCUACCCAGCGUACAAAUUACUAAUUGGGAUGUACUACCGGCGGAAACACCGUCGCAAUUUUAUCUCGUAUUAGAUGUGACAAAUAUGACAAAUCACGAAAUGGAAUUGCAUUAUACGCAAAGUAAAUGUAUAUACAUGGAAGGUAAAGAGCCAUGUAGAAUUCCCGUGCCAGUUGACCGAUGCCCGCUUAAUAAAUUGUCUAUGUUAAAUGGUGCUGGUGACACAAGUGAACUACAAAAAAUAUGCGCAGAACACAUAGCUUCAUUGGUUGAUCUACGCUGGCAAUUAUUAGGUACUGAGUCAACGGGAAAAGCAACUCUAUCUGGUAUUACUCUAACUCAGGAUAUGUUAGAUUUGGUCAGAAUGAGUCCUCUACAGUGGGAAAUAACCAUCAACGAUGCUACUGUAAAAGCGCAAGACGAAUUAACAUGUGGUUUAGGUGAAUGCAUCAGUGUCGGUGUCGGAGUAUGCAAUGCAUUGGAACAUCCGCUGAAUGAUCUUACAUUGUCUAUCAACUUUUAUCAAGACCAUCAUAAUGGAGUCAAUAAUUAUCAAUUAGAGACCAGAUUGUCUAUAGCUGGGGCAAAUAAAGUCAUGUUGCCUGCCUUACAGGAAUACGGCAGAGCUUAUCACGAGUGUCGGGUGGUAUUUUUCACAGCUGGUCAGUACAAAAUAGAUAUUCAAUGCAGUAGUAAAGAAUCUGCUCCAAAUUCUCCAAUACUUUACUCAGAACUUAUAAAUGCCGGGCAUACAUGGCGUUACAUACCACCCAUCGAAAUAACCGUCGACGAUUAUUAAUACAAAUCACUGUCCACUUAAUUCUUAGCAAAUUGUAAUAUUUGUAAAAAAAAAUCAGAAAUGUUGUUAAAUGUAUCAAUUGUACUAAUUAUAUACAUCACAAUAAAAAGCUUCUACUUUCUUUAAUGAAAUUAA
Linepithema humile (Argentine ant) is the source of this 4312-nucleotide messenger RNA. RefSeq names its product trafficking protein particle complex subunit brun (gene brun). The record is from RefSeq and is a predicted model, not a curated record. NCBI's taxonomy places the organism in Eukaryota, Metazoa, Arthropoda, Insecta, Hymenoptera, Formicidae. Gene Ontology annotation, cellular component: trans-Golgi network.